Ilex paraguariensis (yerba mate) is the source of this 222-nucleotide messenger RNA. The record is from the annotation of a GenBank genome assembly. NCBI's taxonomy places the organism in Eukaryota, Viridiplantae, Streptophyta, Magnoliopsida, Aquifoliales, Aquifoliaceae.
AUGCUCAAAAGGGCAAGGCAGGUUUCCCAAUACAUGGGGGUCAUCGUUGACCGGUUCGGCGCUACUGCUUGGCCAACGAGAAGGCUCAUGCCAAGGCCGAAGGCUUCAAGUAGAUGGGGAAAAAACAAAGAGAAUGUCAUUGGCGAUCAAAUGACAGAUCUUCAACUUGAUUGGGAAGAUGAAUGGCCUCUCGUUGGAGCUAGAAAAGACCAACGAUGGUGA